AUGUCAGGGAAAGUACACGGAGGUAAAGGGAAAUCAAGCGGAACUGAAGGUUCCAACUUAAGAUCUCAAUCAUCUUCAGCAAAAGCUGGUUUACAAUUCCCAGUGGGUAGAAUUAAACGUUAUUUGAAAAGAAAUGCAAGUGGGAAAAUUAGAGUAGGUUCCAAAGCUGCCAUUUAUUUGACUGCAGUAUUAGAAUAUUUGACCGCUGAAGUACUAGAAUUAGCAGGAAAUGCUGCAAAGGAUUUGAAAGUUAAAAGAAUUACUCCAAGACAUUUACAAUUGGCCAUUAGAGGAGAUGAUGAAUUGGAUUCAUUAAUUAGAGCUACCAUCUCAUCAGGUGGUGUCUUACCUCAUAUAAAUAAAGCUCUAUUACUGAAAAUUGAGAAGAAAAAAUUAAAGAAAUAA
Naumovozyma dairenensis CBS 421 is the source of this 405-nucleotide messenger RNA. It is a transcript of the gene HTZ1, whose product is annotated as histone H2AZ. Gene Ontology annotation, molecular function: protein heterodimerization activity; DNA binding; structural constituent of chromatin. The record is from RefSeq and is a predicted model, not a curated record. Bases 1 to 405 code for a protein of 134 amino acids. Gene Ontology annotation, cellular component: nucleosome. The transcript has a single exon. Lineage: Eukaryota; Fungi; Ascomycota; Saccharomycetes; Saccharomycetales; Saccharomycetaceae.